Messenger RNA from Ceraceosorus bombacis, 2286 nucleotides. NCBI's taxonomy places the organism in Eukaryota, Fungi, Basidiomycota, Exobasidiomycetes, Ceraceosorales, Ceraceosoraceae. The record is from the annotation of a GenBank genome assembly.
AUGGUUCUCGGCGGACCGGCAAACAAGACGCCAUUCUGGCCGGAAGCAUUGUUGGCGCUGCUGAUCGCCAAAGCGCUGACAGGCUCCACGUGGGCCAGCACUUGGCUCUCAUCCGGCUCUGCCCCCUUGACCUUUUUGCUGCUCAAGGGUGUGAAUGGGGGCAAUCGCAUGCUGCCUUGGUGCCCAACAUGGCUGCUCCUCACCCUGCUCAACCUCACCCAAGCAGCAUCCUCCACAUCUUGGCUCUUUGCCGGCAUCUUCACCGCCCUCUGCUGGCCCCUGGUAUUCUUGGCCAGUCUGCAUCAAUUCCAAACGGUGGCGCACCACACGAGGAGAGGUUUGAGCAAGCUGCUCCGCGUGGUUCACUUUGCAGCGGAUACCGUCGCCCUAUUCGACUUGCCAGCGCUGGAGAUCGAUGUGGAUGUGGCAGGCUUGAUGGUCAUUCGAGGCGUCACCCUCUCCCUCUCUUCCUUGACGCUGGUAGCGCAUGGCAUCGAGGUGGGAAUCAAGCUGUCGGACGAUUUGGAGAUGGCCAUACAGACGGACAAGGUGACGGUCAAGCUGUUUAGGAGCAUUCACGUGUCCGAUGUCUUCGCCAAUGUCAAGGGCGGGCAGUACGAGCAGACAUUUGGCGAGCUGGAGGAUGACACCAGAACGGCGGACGGUCAGGUGCUCAUGGAUCACCAAUCAUCAGCUCUACUCAGGGCAGCCGCCGGUGCUGCAGAGGGCGCUCCCGAUCCUGCUGCGCUGUCCCCAUCGCCCACACCCACGCCAACGUCUUCCAAUGCAGAUGGAAUGCACUCGCCCGGCAGUGUCCCUCCACUACCAGCUCGACCCAGCGCAGCAAAUGGGCUACCGACCUCUCAGCGAGAGCGUCCAAUGGAAGACGCUUCGUCUGCCUCCGAUCCCCGCGCAAGUGCAUCUUCCCCUUCUCUCAGCAAGGUGACGCUAGCGGAAAGAAUGACGGAUGGCCAGGCGCCGCGUGCGGUCAGCGUCGAGCAUGGUCUUGAUGCUGCUACCACUUUGAUAGCUGAUGAGAAGGAUGACCAGGCUCGUUUGCAGCGCAUCUUGAGCGAAAUCGAAAAGACCAGCGAGGUGAAGAUUGCACAGGACCACGUCAUCAGACGGAUCAGCCGAUUGAGGAGUCGACAGCAGAUCGAUGCAGAGCAGGACGACGUUCUCGGCGUAGAGGUGCCAGUGCAGCAUGACCCUGCUGCUUCACCCUCGCAACCUCCGUUGAACCUCGACAACGACAGGCACAUGCGCGCUGCUAUCUGUACGCGUCUUCACGCCAGACCUUCCAUCCAACACCCACCGCGUCAGUCGGUUCGUGUGUCUACACUGCAAAAUCUACCGCCUCCCUGGCUUCUUCGCUUGACGCACCGCUUGCCUCUGCUUUUGCGGCUCUUGUUGAACCCUCUUGCAUACUUCCAUCCCAUCAAAAUCGACUCGAUCACUGCAGGAGCUUCAGGAAGGUGGAUGCAGAGCAUGCUGCGGUCUCAGCUCUUCAAAAGCUAUGCAGACAGUUCGUCUGACAUUCGCAAGCUCCGGGACAAGAUCGAGAAGUGGCUGUGCGACGCCAACUUUGUGUUGGGUCUGGAACAAUUUGAUGGGCAAGGGCUGGUCCCGGUCAAUACGGACAAUGACAUUACCUGCAGAAUGAACAUCGACGAGCUCACGCUUUACAGGACGGUACAAGCUCACGCUAGCUUGAAGAAAAGCUUGCAAUUAGGAGGAGCAGACGCCACUGUGCUGGUGCCCUCCAUGCUGCUGCCUCACCACGAUCACCUUUUGCCAACGAUCGACGAACGCAAACAAGCGCAAGAAGCACAUAGGCUCAAAAUCCGGCGCCAUGACUCGGCACCCAAGGUGGUGCAAGCCAAGAGAAAUUUGCAACAGAAUAUCAAGGAUGAGGCAGACGUUGGCAUUUCGGUACACAUCAAGCUACCCGCUUGUUUCGACCAGGACUUGCUCAACUUCAUCACAACCCUCGUGAAGGCAAGCAAAGUGAUCGAGUUUGAAAGAGCAUACGAAGAGGUGGCUGAAAGCCAAGUGCGCUCCUUCAAGGACUUUACAAAGCUAGUCAAUACGGGAAUCAAGGAGGGAGUCAAGAAGGCCACCGUCAAUGCGGCUGCCAAUGAUACCUGGAUAGCCUCUGUGGUCGGAAAGGUCGUGAGGAAACUCGAGGCUGCUCAGGGCGAUGUCGGCUAUUCGGGAAACAUACCUGUGCCUCUGAAGGUGUAUCGUGAUGCCGCUGUGCCGGGCGAGUCCAAGUUGUUACCGUAG